AUGACCCAGUACAACUGGUCCACGGAGUCUACUUUCCAGAGCAUGUCAAGCACGUCUCUCAAUGCCAGCGAAACAGCAGAGAAGUGGGACGAGGGGACACUAAUAGGCCUAAAGGUUUCACUUGCCGCCAUUUUGGCUGUGAUCACUCUGGCGACAAUGCUUUUCAAUAUGUUUGUAAUCAUCACAAUCAUUCUGACCAGAAAACUCCACACCCCUGCAAAUUACCUCAUUGGCUCCUUGGCCGCCACGGACCUCUUAGUAUCUAUCCUUGUCAUGCCGGUCAGCAUUGCUUACACUGUCAGCCACAUAUGGACUUUUGGCCAAAUCAUGUGUGACAUCUGGUUGUCCUCAGACAUCACCUGCUGUACGGCCUCCAUCCUGCACCUUUGUGUUAUUGCCUUGGACCGGUACUGGGCCAUCACAGACGCUCUCGAAUACACCAAGCGCCGGACUGCCAGCAGAGCCGCCCUCAUGAUCGCGGUUGUUUGGGUUAUCUCCAUUUGCAUCUCCAUGCCACCUCUUUUCUGGAGGCAAGCCAAAGCCCAAGAAGAAAUGGUGCACUGCGCAGUAAAUACAGAUCAGAUCUCCUACACCAUCUAUUCCACCUGCGGCGCCUUCUAUAUCCCAACGAUGUUACUCAUUAUCCUAUACGGCAGGAUUUAUGUGGCCGCUCGAUCCCGGAUACUUAAGCCACCAUCGCUCUAUGGGAAGCGGUUCACCACGGCCCACCUGAUCACUGGCUCAGCAGGCUCUUCCCUCUGCUCCAUCAGCUCAAAUCUUCAUGAAGGGCAUUCCCAUUCCAGCAGCUCACCAGUGUUUAUCAACCAUGUGAGGAUCAAAGUUGCCGACAGCGCCCUAGAGAGAAAACGGAUUUCGGCUGCCCGUGAAAGGAAAGCCACAAAAACCCUGGGGAUUAUUUUAGGGGCAUUCAUUUUCUGCUGGCUCCCGUUCUUUGUGGUGUCUUUGGUCCUGCCUAUCUGUCGGGAUGCCUGCUGGUCCCAUCCCAUUCUGCUUGACAUUUUCACAUGGUUAGGCUACCUGAACUCACUAAUCAAUCCUGUUAUAUAUACUGCUUUUAAUGAAGACUUCAAACAGGCUUUUCAGAAAAUGAUUCAAUUUAAAAAGUGCUCUUAG
Molecule: messenger RNA, 1134 nt
Organism: Rhineura floridana
Lineage: Eukaryota; Metazoa; Chordata; Lepidosauria; Squamata; Rhineuridae
Gene: HTR1D
Product: 5-hydroxytryptamine receptor 1D
Exons: 1
Coding region: 1-1134 (377 amino acids)
Biological process (GO): smooth muscle contraction; adenylate cyclase-activating adrenergic receptor signaling pathway; chemical synaptic transmission
Cellular component (GO): plasma membrane
Molecular function (GO): G protein-coupled serotonin receptor activity
Source: RefSeq, a predicted model, not a curated record